Messenger RNA from Mesorhabditis spiculigera, 1029 nucleotides. Lineage: Eukaryota; Metazoa; Nematoda; Chromadorea; Rhabditida; Rhabditidae. The record is from the annotation of a GenBank genome assembly.
AUGGACUUCUAUAUCGUCUACCGACAAACCAUACUCCAGAACGACACCGAGCUGGGCGGCUGGCUGGCCGCCACCCUCAAGCCGUUCACCUGCGGCUACCUGAACUACUUGAGCGUGGUGCUGCUCGCGCUGUGCGGCUACCUCUUCUUCGCGCUGCUGGCAUCCGCGCGGUCCGAUCGCUUCUACUCGAACGGCUUCAUCUUGGCGCUGGUGUUGAUCCCGUUCUGGCAAACGGUGUUGCUGCUUUUCCAUGAACUGCUUGGAGAUGUGCCGCUGUCGUAUCUUGGCAUCGGCUACCCGACCCAAUUCCUGGUGUGGCACCUGCUGGGUACGGUAUCGUUCGUGGCGGCACCCAUUUGCACCUUUCUGUACAUCUCCACCCAUAUGCUCGGCUUCAUCGACAAGAAGCCGUACAGCGGAGUGUUCGUCUACGUGCUAAUUGUCAUAUUUGCCGUGCUCCUCGCUGUGCUACUGUAUUGGGUGGAUAAUGCCACCGUAUUCCACGGGGUCUCCGCGCUGAUUACCGUACUACCGUUGCUGCUACACGUGGCUACGCUGGCGAUUGGGCUAAUGUUCUGCUUCGGCGCGUGCGCCGCCUCGUUCCGUAUCAGCAUGAAGAAGUACUACAAGCCGGCAGCGUUCGUCUGUGCCCUUGUUGCGUUCGCCGGCUACCGUAUCUUCAUCCACUCGCGCUUCGUACUCACCGUCAUCUACCAGCCCCUCACCAGCAAGGAGAUCAAGAACUUUGUGCUCGAUUGGCCGACGAUGCCGGCCUACGUGGUGCUGUUCGGCGUGUUAUUCCCCGGGUUUCUCGUCAUCCUGUGCAUGGCCUUUUUCGUGCCCUAUCGUAGCCCGCUGAAGGCGUUGAGGGGGCUGCUUUGCGGCAGAUAUCUACGGGGUCAUAGGCACUAUCCUAUCCAAAACGCGCGUGUGGCCAGCGGCGACAUCGUGCCGAUCGUCGUCAAGGAGGUCAUGCCGGACAAGAACAGUCUCUCGUCAUCCUCAUCUACCACAAUUACUACCCUAAAA